AUGUCAUCUGUCAAAGCUCGGCUGUCCGGCUUAUUGGGCCAUUUUGCGGUUCCGGAACCUGUUUCCCCACCAGCGAGGUUCGAGCAUCGCUUCAACCAUCACACGCUCUCUCCAACGUUUUUCUUGCCUCGAGCGGCCGCAAUUGAGCCCGACGCUGAAGCCAUCUACCAUAUUACUGCUAACAACCAGGUGUUGCGGAGGACGUACAUUGAAACUGCCGACCGCGCGAGGGGGCUGGCAUACUAUCUCAAGAAGCAUGGUUUUAAGCGAGUUGGCAUCUUGUGUCCCAAUACCCCUGCGUUCCUGGAAUCUAUCUAUGGGAUCGCCGCAGCUGGAGCGAUUAACAUCGCUGUCAAUUACCGUCUCAAGGAAGACGACAUCGCUUACAUUUUCAACCACUCGGAUGCCGAGGUGAUCAUCGUCGACCAGGAGUAUGUGCCGCUGCUUCAGGCAUAUAGAGCGGCACAUCCCAACACCCCAAUCAUCAUUGAUACCGACACCGACGCGACAGAGGGACAGUUAUCAGGCCCCUUCGAUGAGGCUGUCCUACAGGGCCUCAAGUACGACAUCGAAACCGGCUCCAAUGGCUGGGAUGGGCUGGAAAGUCAGGCGGGCUCGGAGGACGACAUCAUUGCUCUUGCUUACACCAGCGGUACGACGGCGCGCCCGAAAGGCGUCGAGUAUACCCACCGGGGCUGCUACCUCGCUACUUUGGGUAAUGUCAUCGAGUCUGGUUUGAAUACACAGUUUGGUCGGUGCCGCUAUCUGUGGACCUUGCCCAUGUUCCAUGCAAUGGGCUGGACAUUCCCUUGGGCCGUAACGGCCGUCCGCGGCACCCAUUAUUGCUUGCGAAAGAUCAACUACCCAGAAAUCUGGCAAUUACUGAAGCAGGAGCACAUCACGCAUUUCAAUGCCGCCCCGACCGUCAACACCUUGCUUUGCGCUGCCGAUGAGGCCGAGCGGCUUCCCAAUCCCGUUCAGGUUACGGUGGCGGCCAGCCCGCCUACCCCCCAUCUCUUCGAGCAAAUGACCAGCCUCAACCUGCACCCGGUGCAUGUGUACGGAAUGACGGAGACGUACGGGCCCAUUACCAAGGGCUACUAUAUGCCGCAGUGGGAUCAGCUACCGGCCGAACAGAAAUAUAAGAACAUGGCGCGACAAGGGCAUGGAUUCUUGACGAGUCUGCCCGUGCGGAUCAUCAAAACCGACGUACCGGAAGGGACCGUCGUUGACGUGGAACGGAACGGUAAGGAGAUUGGCGAGAUCGUCUUUGUGGGCAACAUCUGCUCGCCGGGAUACUAUAAAGACCCGGAGGCCACGCGAAAGCUCUUUGCGGGAGGUGUUUUGCACUCUGGGGAUCUGGCGGUCUGGCAUCCGGACGGAGCGAUUCAGAUUCUCGACCGCGCAAAGGAUAUCAUUAUUAGCGGCGGCGAGAACAUCUCAUCGGUUGCCCUCGAGUCGAUGCUCGUUACCCACCCCGAUAUCCUCGAGGCUGGCGUUGUAGCGGUGCCAGAUACCCAUUGGGGUGAACGGCCCAAGGCCUAUGUGACUGUGAAGCAUGGGAAGCAGCUGGAGGGACAGGAUGUUAUUGCUUGGGCCAAGGGGCACCGGGCGAUCAGCAAGUUCAUGGUGCCGCGGGAGGUCGAGGUGGUGCCAGAGCUUCCCAAGACAAGCACGGGGAAGCUGAGGAAGAAUGUUCUCCGGGAAUGGGCCAAGGGAGCGAGUCACCCAUAG
Aspergillus clavatus NRRL 1 is the source of this 1734-nucleotide messenger RNA. Its product is annotated as putative AMP-binding domain protein. The record is from RefSeq and is a predicted model, not a curated record. The transcript is spliced from 5 exons. Bases 1 to 1734 code for a protein of 577 amino acids. Lineage: Eukaryota; Fungi; Ascomycota; Eurotiomycetes; Eurotiales; Aspergillaceae.